AUGGCAUUGUUCUCCAAAUUCCCAAUCUUCUGCAUGUUCAUGCUCUGUGCCUGUGCAACUUUCUUCACCACAGCUUACUCCGCGGCGCCGGCACCCGCCGUGGAUUGCUCCAGUUUGGUGCUCAACAUGGCGGACUGCCUGUCAUUUGUGACCGCUGGGAGCACUACAAAGAAGCCUGAAGGAACUUGUUGUUCUGGCCUCAAAACUGUGCUCAAAACAGACCCUCAGUGUCUCUGUGAAGGCUUUAAAAAUAGUGCACAAUUUGGUGUCACUCUCAAUGUCACUAAAGCCUUGGCUCUGCCCUCUGAAUGCCAUGUCUCUGCGCCUUCUGUUAGUAACUGUGGCUUGAGCAUUGGCUCUGUCACUGGUGCUGCUCCAGCUCUUUCUCCAUUGCCAUUGCCUCCUAGCUCAGUCGCUGGUGCUCCAAGUACUGGUAUUGUUGCUAAUGAAAUUGCUCCUACACCGGCUGCCGGAAGCUCUGGUUCUUGUGGACUCAUCAUCUCCUUGGGAAUGUUUUUCCUCACCAUGGUAGUUGCUGCAUCACUUGCUAUCUUCUGA
Molecule: messenger RNA, 558 nt
Organism: Fraxinus pennsylvanica
Lineage: Eukaryota; Viridiplantae; Streptophyta; Magnoliopsida; Lamiales; Oleaceae
Source: the annotation of a GenBank genome assembly